Oncorhynchus keta (chum salmon) is the source of this 2005-nucleotide messenger RNA. Its product is annotated as serine-rich adhesin for platelets-like. NCBI's taxonomy places the organism in Eukaryota, Metazoa, Chordata, Actinopteri, Salmoniformes, Salmonidae. The record is from RefSeq and is a predicted model, not a curated record. The coding region runs from base 1181 to 2005 and encodes 274 amino acids. The transcript is spliced from 12 exons.
AGUAGGAGGACCCGGGCCUUAUGAAAGCUAAGAGGGUUAAGGCCUUUGUUUGAGGAGAAAUGGACAAGAUACUUGACUCUCAGCAGAUGGGUAUUAUCCCCGUAUCAGCAGGGACAUCGUUGACCACAUCUACCCCAUGGACGAGAACCUGGAGUUCCACAUCAAGUGUCAAAGACCAACCUGGCGGUGCAUGAGGACAAAAACAAGGUGCCCUGUGUUAAGGGCUGUACGGAACGCUUUGUGUCCAGUCCAGAAGAGGUUAUGGAUGUCAUCGAUGAGGGAAAGUCCAAUCAUCACGUGGCUGUUACAAACAUGAAUGAGCACAGUUCUUGCAGUCACAGCAUCUUCCUGAUCAACAUCAAGCAGGAGAACAAAGAGAUAGAACUGAAGCUGUCAGAACAACUUUACCUGGUGGAUCAGGCUGGUAAUGAGAAGGUGCGAAGUCUACCUGGCCUGGUGGAUCUGGCUGGUAGUGAGAAAGUGAGAAGUCGACUUGGUGGAUCUGGCUGGUUGUGAGAAGAGCUAAAACCAUUAAGAACACAGUGUCAGUGAACCAGGAGCUGACAGCUGAGGAGUGGAAGAAGAAGUACGAGAAGGAGAAGACCAAAGGCCUGAAAUACAUGAUCCAGAAACUGGAGACCGAGCUCAAAAGCUGGAGAAAAGCCCCGCCCCGUGUCCCGCUAUUGGAUGAGGAGAAGAGCCGAUAUGAGGGGCUCAUCACCGACAUAUACCAGCAGCUGGAUGACAAGGAUGAUGAGAUCAACCAACACAGCCAAGGAGCAGAUGAUCGAUCUAGAUGAGACCACUCUGGCAGGGGUAGAGGGAGCUGACCAGUCUACAGGAGCUCAGUAGUUAUCAUAAGAAGAGAGCAGCAGAGAUCCUCAGUCUACUGCUCCGAGACCUCAGUGAGAUAGGAGGCAUCAUCGGCACCAGUGACCUCAAGGCUGUCAUCGAGGAGGAGUUCACCAUGGCUCGUCUCUACAUCAGUAAGAUGAAGUCAGAGGUCAAGUCUCUGGUGAACCGCAGCUGGAGAGCUCCCUGGCCGACACCUCCCGCAUGAUGCAGGCCAAUGAGAAGGAUCUGGUCUCCUGUCAGUUACUCAUUGCCCAGCGCCAGGCUAUGAUCACGUCUCUGACAGACUCCAUGCAGCGCCAGGCUAAGAUCACGUCUGACAGACUCCAUGCAGCGCCAGGCUAAGAUCACGUCUCUGACAGACUCCAUGCAGCGCCAGGCUAAGAUCACGUCUCUGACAGACUCCAUGCAGCGCCAGGCUAAGAUCACGUCUCUGACAGACUCCAUGCAGCGCCAGGCUAAGAUCACGUCUCUGACAGACUCCAUGCAGCGCCAGGCUAAGAUCACGUCUCUGACAGACUCCAUGCAGCGCCAGGCUAAGAUCACGUCUCUGACAGACUCCAUGCAGCGCCAGGCUAAGAUCACGUCUCUGACAGACUCCAUGCAGCGCCAGGCUAAGAUCACGUCUCUGACAGACUCCAUGCAGCAUCAGGCUAAGAUCACGUCUCUGACAGACUCCAUGCAGCGCCAGGCUAAGAUCACGUCUCUGACAGACUCCAUGCAGCACCAGGCUAAGAUCACGUCUCUGACAGACUCCAUGCAGCAUCAGGCUAAGAUCACGUCUCUGACAGACUCCAUGCAGCGCCAGGCUAAGAUCACGUCUCUGACAGACUCCAUGCAGCGCCAGGCUAAGAUCACGUCUCUGACAGACUCCAUGCAGCGCCAGGCUAAGAUCACGUCUCUGACAGACUCCAUGCAGCGCCAGGCUAAGAUCACGUCUCUGACAGACUCCAUGCAGCGCCAGGCUAAUCACGUCUCUGACGUCUCUGACAGACUCCAUGCAGCGCAGCAGGCUAAGAUCACGUCUCUGACAGACUCCAUGCAGCGCCAGGCUAAGAACACGUCUCUGACAGACUCCAUGCAGCGCCAGGCUAAGAUCACGUCUCUGACAGACUCCAUGCAGCGCCAGGCUAAGAUCACACAUGCAGGCUAA